AUGAUGCGCUACAGCGCUGUUUGGGUUUUAGCUUCCGAGGUCGCAGGACACUAAUAGCGCGCCAGAUUUCGAUUUUCGAAACGUUCUAUUUACAAAGAAAUAAAUUAGCAAAAUUUUAAAAUUCACGCGUCAGGAAUAAAGUUAUGGACGGCCAGGUGGAAACUGUGGAGCAAGGUGUUCUGGGUCACCUGAUGGCUUUAGAGAGGAGAGGUAUGGGACAGCAGGACCAGCAUGAGUCUCAGAGAUUAGAGAUGCUCAAGGUCAGAGCCGUGGCCCUCCGUGCCCAAAGAGAUCAACUCAAACAUCAGGCAGACGCUGUCAAGAUCCUGAAAGAUAAAAUCAGCAAAGAUCUUCCUUUGGAUGAUGCUGAUGCUGCAGGCGGCUUCAUUGAACUACAGAAGUCUUUGUUAACAGCUUGGAGAAUGCAGUUGAAAGACCUUCAGCGUGCUCAUCACUUAAUUGGUGGCUAUGAUUUGGUGGAGUGUAAGGAAGGGAAAAGCGUGUGUGUGUCUUUUCACACGGCCUUUGAGGGUGUGUAUUUGGAGACGUAUAACAUGGAGCUGGACCUGACGCGCACCGUGCAGAUCUCUCGUCAUAACAUCCCCCCGUCAUUCCCACUCGAGAGUAUUGCCAAACAGAUCCUGCAGAAAGACCUCAAAGGCUUCCUGCAAACCCUCAGCCAGAAACUCAACGCUUUAGCUGGUCGCAGACAGCAGGUCUACCUCCUCAAGGAGCUCGUUGGUUCGGUGGAGGUUAUGGAGAGCAAUCAGUUGUGCAAUAUUCUUGUGCUCAUGUGUACAGCACAGGGCGAGACUCCCAAAGCUGUUCUGUGCACACUGGAGUACGGCGAUCUCACACAAUGUCUGCCAACCCGGGUUAGCAUCGAGUGUGAAGAUAAAACACUUUCAGAAUCUCCACAGUGGAAGAAACACCAGUCGUUGCUCCUGGAGUCUCCAGCUCAUACAGCUCUCCUGACCAUGAGGAGGAUGGGAAGCAUCGCUUAACGAAUGUGACAAAAUA
This is a messenger RNA of Sinocyclocheilus grahami, 1020 nucleotides long. RefSeq names its product centromere protein O (gene cenpo). NCBI's taxonomy places the organism in Eukaryota, Metazoa, Chordata, Actinopteri, Cypriniformes, Cyprinidae. The transcript is spliced from 6 exons. The record is from RefSeq and is a predicted model, not a curated record. Bases 144 to 1004 code for a protein of 286 amino acids. Gene Ontology annotation, cellular component: Mis6-Sim4 complex; kinetochore.